GAGACAUGUUCAUCAUGGUUGCUCCUGCAGAUGUGAUCAUGAUGAUUUAAUAAUGUCAAAUGCCGUGAUUUGGUUAGAAUUAAGUUAAUUAAUAAUAGAAGAUGUGUUACCGGGCGUGCAUAACGAAUGAGUAAAAGUUUGAAUUAUUUGGAGUGAUUUAAUUUCGACAGUAUCAUACUGUAACGAAUAAUAAAAUCAUGGCACAGUGCAAGUUAACCCCACAAGAAUUCAUCAGUAACACUUUCUCACCGCAAGUUGCAGCCGUUUGUUCUCCUGCUGCAGAAAACACCUGUCAAAAAAAUAAUCUGACAUUUAUCGAACUCCUACAACCAUUCUGCAAGUUAAAUGCCGAAGGACACAUCAAAGACCCACAAGGGAUAACAGUUACCGUCCGCAACCUACGUGUUUCGGUUCAGGAUAUUAAUGUUCGCCCACCUCAACCAACUCUUGCUAGGAAAAUGCUCAAUGAGUCAGUGAGCUCGUCCCAAUGUGAAAGAACAACUACUGUUCAAAAUGGUACAACGAAUUUAGACAUUCCUGUGUCUGUCCCUUGGUUUGAGGCUUGGAGAGAGAUGCUGUUGGCCGUUCAAUUCCCAUCUGACCACGAAUUCACCAAGCAUUUCUUGGCCUGUAUGAUAAUCGUAUCAACUGCCGAUGACAAUCCUUUAGAGAAAAUCCAGCACAUGGGCAGUCAGUUACAUCAAAGUGUUCCGGGUAAAUUGCCUAAGUGGUUCAACAAUAAUGCCUUAAGAUAUUACGUACUGAUUCACGACACCUUUGAUGAUGACCAAAACAAGGCAGAAACAGUCUACACUGAUAUGAAAAAUAUUUAUGGACCUAAUAACUGCUUUUUAUUACAAAUGAACUCAAGGCCGCCAGGGCCGUCAGAUGAUACUACACAUUUACCAGAUCCAUGGUGUCAAUUUUUAACCAAAAACUCAGAUUUAUCUGAAAGUAGCGAACAAAGUAGUUCGCCUAGGACACCAGCGGAUACUAGCGGGGUAUCCGCAAUGCCUAAUCAAGUGAUGUCGGAGUCAGAUAGUAUAUCCUUCAAUUGCAGAUCUAGUUUGGCCGGUACCCCGAUAGCGCCUCGUAAUCCAAUAUUGGGUUCCCCAGACACAUCUGAUACAAUAAGCCUUUCUUCGGAUGUAUCUGAAUCAACAACUGGUCCACUUGAAGUUGGGCAAGAAGCAGUUGCCGUUAUCGUACAUCCCUUGAGCCCGGAGAACGAAAAAUCCUUGGACAAUUUUAUUUCCUCCGUAACAUCAAAAAGUCAGAUAGAAAAUAGUACCCCAAUCAAUGAUAACGUUUGGGCAGAUUCACCUAGUCAGCCAACCAUUCAACAUGGUAUAAGAUUGUCCUCUCAAGAUUUGGAGAGAUUAAGAACAUUGAUUACAGAAUUCUGUUUGAAGAGUUUAUUGCCAUAUGUAGAAAAACAAAUCGGUCUACUCAGUGAUAUGAUUUCAAAUAAAAAAGGAGUUAGUAGGUCUCUAUUUAGUGCAACCAAACGAUGGUUUGUCACCAACAAACCUGGGGCACCUGGAUCUGCUCCAGCAAACGCAGUAAUCUACACAGCUGAAUCCCCUGAACUUCAACUACGAAGGUUAGGAGACCUUUGUUUCAUGUUUGGUCACUACUCUCUGGCUUAUCAAGCCUAUCACAGUGCGAAACGAGAUUUUGCGGCCGACCAGGCUUGGUUGUAUUAUGCAGGUGCAUUGGAAAUGGCUGCAUUGAGUGCUUUUAUGCAGGGAGAAACGACAAGAAAAUCAAUCGAGUACAUGGAUGAUGCAAUAUUGACCUAUUUGAACAGUUGUAAAAUGCCUCAGUUUGCGACUAGAGCUACUUUGCUGAGUGCCGAAUGUUUAAAAGGCAGGAGCUUGUUUGGCGAGGCCGCUAAACAAUUAAUCAGAAUGACCAGUGAAGACUCGGACCUUAGAUCUGCCGUUCUUUUAGAACAAGCAGCAUACUGUUUCAUAGGAUCAAAAAUGAUGAGAAAAUACGCAUUCCAUGCUGUCCUGGCAGGACAUCGAUACUCGAAAGCAGGGCAGAGAAAACAUUCUUUGAGAUGCUAUCAACAGGCCUAUCAGGUCUACAACAAUCGGGGCUGGUCAUUAGCCGAAGAUCACAUACAUUUCACCAUUGGAAGACAGGCCGCAUCUUUGAAGCUGGUGAAAGAUGCUGCGCAAGCUUUUGAAAGGUUACUUAGUAUUGACAGUAAACAACCAGGUCCUCAACAAGCAGCUUUUCUACGAGAAUUUCUUCACACUCAUAAUUUGUUAUUCCAAGAAGAGAUGAAAGAUUCGAAUGUUCUUCCAGUUCUACCAUUGCCGCUCAUAAAUAGUAAUGAAAUCAAAGUUCUAUUUGGUCCACUGUCAAAACCGGAGCAAAACAGUAUUCCAGCCAGUCAUGUUUCCUUCAAUAGUGAUGAUACAGAAGAUGUCCGAUGGUUUAAGCUAGAGGAAAUCCUAUUGUUGGAAGCUUCGGGAUCUGUGCCAAUGAUUUUCAAACCUACCGUUGCUCUAUAUUCUAGUAGAAGCAACAAUUCCACAAAGCCGAAUGCGAUUUUAAAUGAACCUGUACACUUUUCCAUAGAAUUGCACAAUCCGUUGCACAUACCACUUCCUUUGUCCGAUAUGAAGUUACUUUGGUCCUUCAAUAAAUCCGAACAAGAGCCUGGGAACGAAAUUGAUGCAGCAGAAAAGACUUUCUCGUUACAGAGUAAUAAAGAUUCUGAAGAGCAAUCAGAUCCAGUUGAAGUUCAAAGUAUUGAAGCAAUUGUAUUGCAGCCAGAUUGUAAACAAAGUAUUGUCUUAUCUUUGAUUCCAAAGCAAAUUGGCGAAAUAAAAGUCCUAGGACUUACUUACCAUUUAUCUAACCCUAAACAAGCAAUUGUGGAUCAACCCAUAGUUAACCCAAGCAUUAGUAUAGCUGGUAAAAGAUUAUUUGAAUUGAAGGGACCAAAGUUGAAAAAUGUGAAAGAAAAACCUGGUGCAAAGUUAUAUGGAGAAGACUACAGAUUAGAAAUGAAUGUUGUCGAAGGAGCACCAUUUGCACAACUCUCGUUUAGUAAACUGUCUUCUGAAAUGUUAUGUGGCGAAAUGCAAAGAGUUGAAGUCACUUUAAAAAAUAUUGGAAAUGCACCUUUGACGAAUAUUUACAUCGGUUCCACCAAUCCGAAACUAUUUUCUCUGGAGAAUCAGCCGACAGCUUCUGAUAAUGCAAAAGCCACUGGUCUUGUAACAAAAAUUCAUUUACCACCAUCCACAAAUGGUAACCUGAAUGUCGGAGAGACUUAUAAAAUGCCUCUAUGGGUUCGGGCACCACACAAAAAAGGAAGCCACCAACUAGACCUAUUAUUUUACUAUGAAAAUGCAAGGCCCAAAAGUACUCCAAAGUAUAGAUUGAGUCGGCACACGUGGCAACUAACGGUGUUAGAUUCACUGCAGAUAUCUGCAACUGUUCGUAGAAGUGCUGUCACUAAUGAAUCGCUUUCUACAUUGAAUUUAAUCGUUCAAGUUAAGAAUACAAAUCAAGUUCAUGAUCCAUUCAUGAACGAAAUAGCGUUGACUAAGGUGUCUUUGAAGAGUAAUUCAUGGGAACUGACUGAUUCUACGGGUUUACCAUUGGACAUGCAAAUACAGCCACAAGAAAUUUCACACUUCUUUUUAAAACUGAGGAAAAGAAAAGAAGAUACACCUGACUUUUCAGAGGUCUCCUUAACGACUGAAAAAUCUUCAGAGUCAGUUACUGAUUCGCCAUACAUAGACUUUGUACAAAGAAGAAAGAUCAAACCGUUGAAUUGGUAUGAAUCACAAAGCGAAAUGCAGCAUCAGCAACAAGUUCAACUACCCGAAAAAUCACCGUUCGAAUACAGUAUGAGGGUCGAUUUCACGAUUAUUCUACGCUGGAGAGCAAGUAUAAUGGAGGCAGGAUCUUUAACGAGACAUGCAAUAGGGCAGCAUCAUGUGGAUCUAGAAAUAUUAAACAAAAUGUACAAACAUCCUGAUGAAGUUAAAGUACAACAUGACUUGUACGGCGGUCACCUAAGAAUUUUCGGCCCGGACAGAAAUGUGCCGGAUUCAACGACUGUAGUAAAAAAAGAUGACUUCACAGAACUAGAACUGCAACAAAACUUAGUCACGUACGCGCUUCAUCACUUGCGACAAGCUGCGCAUAAUUUCAAACGUAGUCAAUUAUGUAUCCUGCCAGUGGAACUACGUUUGCAAAACAAUUCGGGAAGCGAACUGGAUGUUCAAAUAAACACAAUUGGAACAAGCAUUCAAUCUCAAUUACCUAGUAUCAAGUCUCAACUAUACUCACCGCAAGGAUUGACCUCAUUUCGAUAUAUCGCUCACACAGCUAUCAAUUGUCACUUGGAACCACAUGGCUGCCGGUCAGUUGCAUUAAAAGCUUUAAUAACGACUCCUGGGACCUACGAUUUGGCAUCCAGGGUAGAAGUAUCUGUAAAAGUUGUAAGUAGUAACAAAUUUAUUCCACAAAAAUGGAAAUUAGAAAGCAUAUGCAUCGUUAGUGAUGAUAGUCUAUAAAGAAAAUGUCAUUGAAAUUGAUUCCAUUUAAUAAUUAGUUCAAACUUAGCAAUAUUUAUUCGUAAUUUUACGGAAAUGAAAUUAAUAUUGGGAGUUUAUGUCUAGCUUUGACUAGUUGAAUAAUCCCUAUUAUCGGUUGAUACACGGCAUCUGGUAUAGCUACAUUCAUGCAAAUACUUAUAUAUAAUCAUUUUCUGAAACAAUCAGAACAUUAACACUUGAGCAAAGUUCGGAGUACAGCGUUAUACAUCAGAAUAAAAUAUAGAAAACCAAGUUAUUCUCAUCCAUGAGAAAUGCAGUCGUAUCCGAUUUCGUAUGUUUGAAUAUGAAUUUUAGUAUUUUUCAUGGAGCGUUAAGGGUAAUUAGAAAUAAAAUCACACCAUUUGUUGACUAUGCAUACUUCAAAUUUAAUAUACGAUUCCCUUAAUUUCAAAUCAUGAUUUUAUUCCACAGUACCAUAUGAUAUGUACUAACAGUGCAUGGAACUAACAAUAAAUAUUAGGAAGGCAGUUUCUAAUGAUUACUAAUAAAAACAGCACAAGUAUCUCACUUAUGCAAUACUUUACAAAGUUUUAUAUUCAUUGUACAUGAAUACAUAUCAUCAAAAGGCCGGAUGAUAUCUCGACAAAUUUUGAUUCUUGUGUCUCACUUGAGGUGCUCAAUUAAAUUGACCUUAACAUGAUGUACAUACCUACAUUCUACCGAUGCAACUGAACCUGCAAAUAAGUAAUAUAUGAUCACCAUUGUAAAUAUUCUUGCAUAUAAAGAAUUGAUUAACGCGAAUAAAAGUAUUUAUUGGA
This is a messenger RNA of Athalia rosae (coleseed sawfly), 5347 nucleotides long. It is a transcript of the gene l(3)76BDm, whose product is annotated as trafficking protein particle complex subunit 8. Gene Ontology annotation, cellular component: cytoplasmic vesicle; TRAPPIII protein complex; phagophore assembly site. Gene Ontology annotation, biological process: protein localization to phagophore assembly site; endoplasmic reticulum to Golgi vesicle-mediated transport. NCBI's taxonomy places the organism in Eukaryota, Metazoa, Arthropoda, Insecta, Hymenoptera, Athaliidae. The record is from RefSeq and is a predicted model, not a curated record. Bases 198 to 4547 code for a protein of 1449 amino acids. The transcript is spliced from 10 exons. Gene Ontology annotation, molecular function: protein binding.